UAGUCUCGUGCAUGCAAAUUAUUUGCAAAAUUUUUAUUUGCAGAAAAAAUUAAACUUGAGAACAUUGAAGUGUUAAGAUGCUGACAAUAUUAGCUUGCAUGAUUGUUGUUGCUUACGCAGGGAGAGAGCCCUACUUAGGUGAAGAUAUUGAUAUUUUAAUAGAAAAGAGCAAACGAUCUGGUGUAACAGCAGUUCCUCGUGAAAUUCCAAUUACAGAGGAACAAAAACGAGAUUAUGAGCACUACAAUACAAAAUUCGCUGAGAUAGCCAAAGCAUACGCCGAAGGCUAUAAAGCUGCUAUAAAAGCAGUUCAAGCACGCGCUAUAAUUGCUCAGAAACGUCUUCAACAGAUGCAAGUCAAUAACGUUCGCUCUACUAUACCUGAAGUUCCAGAUCGUGGUAAAACAGAAAGAUUAGAAACUUCGUUGUUCAGCUUUCCGCCCACAAACGAGGUUACUGAAAAUGGUAUUGAAAAGUCUGAAAUACCUCACCCUGUAAAUAAUGAACAUAGAGUGUUUGAACGAUCAACAAACCUGUUUAAAGGCAAAGAAAACUUUGGGGAGGAAGCAGCUUUUGACUAUCAAAAAGAUGCUAUAGCACAUGCUGCUGGUUUAUCUGAAACAGUUGAGAAUAACUUCCAACAGGAAAAAAAAAAAAGAUCUACAGACGAGCCAAAAAUUAAUCGACAUCGCAGAAGUCGUAUGCCAUACCUUGGACAGAACUUGGACGCACUAGGUAUUGUUCGAGCAAAACCGAAUUGGGAAAAACCUGUCAAGAAAUCAAUUCCACAAGUAUCCAAUGCCAAUACUUUAUUUUCUAAUGGCUAUCUUUCUCCACAACAAUAUCCAAUGUAUAUGCAACCUCCUCCAGCACAGCAACAGUUACUCCCUGAACCUUAUCAGCAACAAAGAGCAUAUUUCCGAUCUUAUCCACCAUCAUAUUCUCCUUUAGUUCAGAGACAAGCAAUGAAUAAUUUCUUUAGUGCACCUCAAUCACCACAAAUUAGAAGUUACAUUAAUAGUGCGAUGUAUCCAUCUUUUCCAUUCCAGAAUUAUGGUAAAGUAGUAAGUAAUCAACCUUCAGAUGUUGAAACUACUCGUCGUAAUGAAGAAGUUGUUCAAAAGAAAAGAAGUGCAUCACCCGAACCAAGUAUUGAAAAAUUAAAUUAUGCAGCAAGGCAUCGCAAUGUUUACCUAGAUAACAUAAGCGGAGAUCCAUACAGUGGAGGAAGCGCUGUUUUAUCCAGACAGAAUAUUAUCUACAAAAAUUAACCGUUUUUGUUCUGUACGUUCACUUUUUUAAUGUAAUUGACUUUUUUGUAAAUUAGUAAUACGAUGUAUUCGACCAAAUUUUGUAAAUGAUAAGAUUAAAUGUUUUGAUUUUUAUUGUUAACUUGUGUAAACAGUUGUUUAAUUAGUUAAAAAAAUGUUGUGAAA
Messenger RNA from Hydra vulgaris (swiftwater hydra), 1436 nucleotides. RefSeq lists its product as uncharacterized. The record is from RefSeq and is a predicted model, not a curated record. Lineage: Eukaryota; Metazoa; Cnidaria; Hydrozoa; Anthoathecata; Hydridae.